Messenger RNA from Malania oleifera, 1000 nucleotides. Its product is annotated as AP-4 complex subunit sigma. The coding region runs from base 305 to 736 and encodes 143 amino acids. The record is from RefSeq and is a predicted model, not a curated record. Gene Ontology annotation, biological process: protein transport; vesicle-mediated transport. The transcript has 4 exons. Gene Ontology annotation, cellular component: intracellular membrane-bounded organelle. Lineage: Eukaryota; Viridiplantae; Streptophyta; Magnoliopsida; Santalales; Ximeniaceae.
AUCUCACUCAUACUUAUUCUUUCUAUGUCUCUUUUAACUCUUUACUUAGUGAACACCGGAGCAUACAUUGGGGCAAUUAGCGUUGAUCGUUUCGAGCAUUCUCAGUAUAAAAUUGAAUUCAAUUAAUACAACAAACAAGUAAGAUCCUGAAAGAUAAACUUGAGGGGUUACUUGUCCAAUUUACCCUUCUAUAUUGUCUCUGUUUUCGUUACAAAAGCUGCGACCUCUGUAUACCUGACCUUCACGAUCUCUCCCUUCCUUUCUCUCUUCUCGAAGAAGAAGAAGAAGAAGAAGAAGAAGAAGAAUGGGGAUCAGAUUCAUAUUAAUGGUGAACAAGCAAGGCCAAACCCGUCUUGCCCAAUACUAUGAGUAUCUUACUAUCCAAGAAAGAAGAGCUCUCGAAGGCGAAAUCGUUCGCAAGUGCCUUGCCCGUACCGAGCUCCAGUGUUCAUUUGUUGAACAUCGGAACUACAAAAUUGUAUACAGGCGAUAUGCAUCAUUGUUUUUCUUGGUUGGAGUGGACAAUGAUGAAAAUGAGCUUGCAAUUCUGGAGUUCAUACACCUGUUAGUUGAAACCAUGGACCGUCAUUUUGGCAAUGUGUGUGAGCUAGACAUCAUGUUCCAUCUGGAGAAAGCACAUUUCAUGCUAGAGGAAAUGGUCAUGAACGGAUGCAUCGUUGAGACAAGCAAGGCUAACAUCCUGGCCCCUAUACAGUUGAUGGACAAAGCAUCUUAAACUAUCCGGUACUUUGAAGAUGCUGAAUGAUGCAUCGAGAUUUUCUGUGAGAUUCAUUGUAUUGUUGCUCGGAUCUCAUUUGAUAUUUGCUGUUGUAUUUUAUUUUAUUUUUGCUAGGCAUGUUAAUUCGUGUUGUUAAAGCAAGCAAAACAAGCUUUAAGUGUGUCAGAGUUGGAUUUGUUCAAAACCCUGUAGGAAAAUGUGCCCUUAAAUUGAUUAAAAGAGUUAAUAAAACAUUGGAAGGUGGUGUUGAUCCUUUCAUUA